CGACACUCCCUCAUUCCGCCGCGAGCUGGACCGACUGAAGGAUUCACCGGAACUUCAGCCCGAGCGGCUGUCACCGUUUUAAAUAGGGGUUCGGUCCAAUAUGGCGGCAGACGGAUGGAAAUACUGAUGACAGUCCGAAAGAUCGCCUCGAUUUGUACGAUGGGCGCCAAUGCCUCUGCUCUGGAAAAGGAGAUUGGACCGGAACAGUUUCCUGUUAAUGAACACUACUUUGGGCUUGUCAAUUUCGGCAACACUUGCUACUGUAACUCAGUGCUGCAGGCACUGUACUUCUGCCGGCCCUUCCGGGAGAAAGUCCUGGCCUAUAAGAUCCAGCCGCGACGAAAAGAGAGCCUGCUCACCUGCCUGGCUGACCUGUUCAACAGCAUUGCAACUCAGAAGAAGAAAGUGGGAGUGAUUCCACCAAAGAAGUUCAUCUCCAGGCUGAGGAAGGAAAAUGAGCUGUUUGACAAUUACAUGCAGCAAGAUGCUCAUGAAUUCCUCAACUACUUGCUCAACACCAUUGCAGACCUGCUACAGGAGGAGAAGAGCCAGGAAAGACAGCAGAAUGGAAAGGUAGUACAGAAUGGUGGAAGUGGAGGAGGAGGUGGAAGCGGUAGCAGCACAGGAGAGGGUGAAACGGAGGAAAAGACCCAGCAGACCUGGGUGCACGAGAUCUUCCAAGGCACACUGACCAAUGAGACACGGUGCCUGAACUGUGAAGCGGUGAGCAGUAAAGAUGAAGACUUCCUAGACCUUUCAGUGGACGUGGAGCAGAAUACCUCCAUCACACACUGUCUUAGGGGUUUCAGCAACACAGAGACCUUAUGUAGUGAAUACAAGUACUACUGUGAGCAAUGCAGAAGUAAACAGGAGGCUCAGAAAAGGAUGCGGGUGAAGAAAUUACCCAUGAUCCUUGCCCUGCACCUAAAGCGCUUUAAGUAUAUGGACCAGCUUCAUCGCUACACCAAGCUCUCUUAUCGUGUAGUCUUCCCUCUGGAACUGAGGCUCUUUAACACCUCUGGCGAUGCUACCAACCCUGAUCGAUUGUACGACCUGGUGGCUGUAGUAGUGCACUGUGGGAGUGGUCCAAAUCGAGGUCAUUAUAUCACUAUAGUGAAGAGUCAUGGUUUCUGGCUGCUGUUUGACGAUGACAUUGUAGAGAAAAUAGAUGCCCAGGCGAUGGAGGAAUUCUUCGGUUUGACAUCGGACAUCUCCAAAAACUCUGAGUCAGGGUAUAUACUCUUCUACCAGUCUAGAGACUGAGCCAGCAGGAGUGACUGACAGAAUUGGAGGGAGUGAUUUGUGAGAGACCGGAUCAGGCAGAUGGGGAGCCUUGGGCUUUGUUGACACAGCUCGGCCCCCUGCUCCAUCACCUCUCAGUCAAGUCCCUUUUCAUCCAGGCUUAUCAGUGGAGCUUUGCACCGGAGCAUCAGUCAGGCCCCAGACAGGAGCAGUUGAUGCCAGAGUGACCUGGAUACAGCACAGUAAUCACCAGGCAGAAGUAAUCGCCAUCUGGUUUACCGUCGUCUCACUCUGCUUUGUGUUCUCAGCACACACAAAAGCGCACAUGAGCUAAACAUAUGUCUUGAUGACCUGAGAAUGGACAUUGUAUAAACUUUUUUUUUUCUUUUUCCACCGCACAUAGUAAUAAGGUUCAUUUUGAUUAUCUGGUACACAUCACAUUCGUCAACGCUGGGUGGUGUGUCAUGAUUUCUGUUUUGUUUUACUGUCAUGAUCAAUCCAGAAAGCCGCUUGACAGUUCUUCACCCUCAGUUGUUCAUCUGCAGUGUCAAACAUGGCGCUUCAUGCUGUAUCAGUGUCAACCAGCUAGUUAUAAAUAUGUUGUAUGCAGAACCAGUGGCUCAUGAUUUAAUUGUAGUAGAGCUGCUCCACCUGAAUGGAUAAACCUGACCAGGUUUAAAUAAGUUUGAAGGGGAUGAGG
Carassius carassius (crucian carp) is the source of this 1942-nucleotide messenger RNA. Its product is annotated as ubiquitin carboxyl-terminal hydrolase 12-like. The record is from RefSeq and is a predicted model, not a curated record. NCBI's taxonomy places the organism in Eukaryota, Metazoa, Chordata, Actinopteri, Cypriniformes, Cyprinidae. The coding region runs from base 115 to 1263 and encodes 382 amino acids. Gene Ontology annotation, cellular component: nucleus; cytosol. Gene Ontology annotation, biological process: protein deubiquitination. The transcript is spliced from 9 exons. Gene Ontology annotation, molecular function: cysteine-type endopeptidase activity; cysteine-type deubiquitinase activity.